Molecule: messenger RNA, 969 nt
Organism: Morone saxatilis (striped sea-bass)
Lineage: Eukaryota; Metazoa; Chordata; Actinopteri; Moronidae
Product: RING finger protein 227
Exons: 2
Coding region: 82-624 (180 amino acids)
Biological process (GO): protein ubiquitination
Molecular function (GO): ubiquitin protein ligase activity
Source: RefSeq, a predicted model, not a curated record
CUCAUAGGCUGAUUCAUUCAUUCAAAUUAAAAACCCUGAAAGGUAAAUCAGUGAGGAGCAGCUCAGAUCAGAGAACCCAGGAUGUAUUCAGAGCUUGAGUGCGGAAUUUGUUACCGGACCUAUAACGCAGGUCGGCGGUGUCCCCGGGAGCUCCUGUGCAAACACAGCUUCUGUGAGAGCUGCCUGCUGGCCCUCUCACGACCCCUGGGGCCCGAAGAGGCUCAUCCGGGAGCGGACAAGUCCAUCGUCUGCCCGCUGUGCCGACACACCACUUCCAUCUCCGGAGAGGGGACGGUGAGAGCCGGGCUGAGGGUGGAUGAGUGCGUCCUGGAGCGGCUGUUGGCAGAGGGGGUCCUCGAUCAGGAGGAGGACCCGGAGGAAGAGGAGGAGGAGGACGGUCACGUUCAAGGCGGCUUUGGCGACUGCGAGGAGGCGACGCUUCCCGACAGUCAGGCCGAGGAGAGCGACUCGUUUGCGGACUCCAGGAGUGGGAGGAUCCGGCGGGGUUGGAGGAAAGUUUGGCAGAAGAUUAGCGGGAAGAGCUCACGGCAGAGGAGCGGAGAGAACUGUAUGACCGGUGAUGACAUAAGGAACCUCGCCAUGAUGUCCUGCUACAUGUUUUAAGAGUGGACAACUUCAGAUACCCUGGACAAUGUGAUACUGUAUUUAUUUUCAAUGCUUCUCUUGGCAACAUGGACUUGAUGAUGAUGAUGACGAUGACGACGGCAAUGAUGAAACCUUGCUGGCGAGACUUUCAGCUUUUCAGCUUUCUGAUAGCUUGUGUAAACCAUGACCACUAUGUAGCUUCUCUAAUGAGGAAAAAUGGAAAACUUGUGAAUUGCCAAAGUGGCCAAUUUUAGGCCUAUUAAUGCACUAAUAUAUAUAUUUAUAUUUAUUAUUUUCAUAAGUGUAUAUUUAUUUUGAUAUGUUUGUUACAUAUUUAAGGAAAAAUAAAUGAGCUCUGGUUUC